AUUCAAAUUUUGGGUACAUUUGUUGAUGCCAGUGUCCCAUGUGCGUUUAUUUUUAUUUGUUUUAACUCUGAAACUUUGCCAGCUUCCAGCAAAAAACACUUUAGGAUGGCUCAAGGCAAACUGAAGCUGAAGAAGAAGGAUCCGGUUAACAACAAGAAGGGAGCGAAUAAAAAGGGAGAAGCUUUCAGCAGACGGAAAAGAGCACCAAUCCAAUCGAAGAAGCACAAAUUCCAGGAGUCACUCAAACUGCAGCAAGCAGUCAGCCGAACACUGAAUCAGAAGAACGAGGACGAUAUCCGCAAACUUGUCUACGAAGGGCAAAAGAACCUGAGUCAAGCGCAACAAGCAGUGUCGGAGCACCACAAGAAGAAGACAAACGAGACCCAACAGGCAGGGUCGUCGGCGUCGUCGAAAUGAUCGGCCGAUGAUAGACUUGUACAUUUAUUGUUUCUGUAGUUUGCUGUUAUAUUGCUUUAUAAUAUAAAUGUUCUUUUUGAAUAAUUUA
Messenger RNA from Toxorhynchites rutilus septentrionalis, 505 nucleotides. RefSeq lists its product as uncharacterized. Bases 106 to 417 code for a protein of 103 amino acids. The transcript is spliced from 2 exons. NCBI's taxonomy places the organism in Eukaryota, Metazoa, Arthropoda, Insecta, Diptera, Culicidae. The record is from RefSeq and is a predicted model, not a curated record.